GUUAACAUACCGGUCACACAAGCCUGAGUUAACAAGGAAUGUGAGGCUCACAGCUCAUUCAUACUUUUGAGCACUUGUUUUACAGGGGGCUUUCCCCUAAUUUGUAGAGUAUUGUGGAAAGCAAAGGUCUUGCGGUUUAAACGUUUAAAAUACUUUUGAGAAACAUGAGCUGUGCCUAACUGAAACUCAUUUUAAACAUUGGUGUGAAGAAAGAGGUUUGGACAUUCACCCUUGGACUCAACCCCUUCAGUCACUUGACUGAAGUUUUUUCUUCUUCCUCUUUUUCUCUCUCUCUCUCUCUCUCUCUCUCCCUCUCUCUCUCCAAAGCUCUUUUUGGUUUCCCCACUGCAGGAACUAGAUUUUCCCUGCUCUCUUGUUGCUGUCCGUUUCUUUUUGUUUGUUUUCCUAUUUGGAAUUCUGGGUAAGGAAGGAUGAGUGUCCGCCUGUUUGAAGGGAAAGAGCAUGCUCUCUCCUACUGGAAAUAUAGGAUCUCUCCAUCAGAAGAAAUCAUCAACAAGAUUUUAGUCUUCCUGGAAAAACAUAGGAGUCGGCCCUUUGAGCUGGUGGUGGAUGUGGGCUGUGGGUCGGGGCAGGGCACUGUGCUGCUUGGCCCACACUUCUCCAAAGCAGUGGGGACCGACGUUAGUCCGGCACAGCUGGAGAUGGCCCGUCAGCAUUCCUCAGCUGAGAAUAUCACCUACAGAGAAUGCCCUGCUGAGGAACUUCCUUUUGAAAAUGCCACAGUGGACCUUGUGACGAGCAUGUCAGCAUUUCACUGGUUUGACCAUCCGCGCUUCCUCAAAGAGGCAGACAGGAUAUUGAAGCCUAAAGGUUGCCUGGCACUCCUAAACUACACCAUCAAUGAUAUGGAGCUUAGCUACGGAGACUGCUCAAAUGCUCUCAGUCAAAUCUGCAAGGAGUUUGCUGAUGCCCUCAUGCCAUACAGAAACCCGUACCUGGGCACUACCUCGAUGGACCAUUACAAGAAAGCCUAUAAUGCGCUUGAAUACCUUGACAAGGAAUGGCAUGAAACCCUUCAGACAAGAAAGACUGUUUCUGUGUCCAACUAUAUUGGAUUGGUAGAAUCCUUCUCUCCCUACCAGACUAUUUUACGUGAAGACCCAGAGAAGGCCAGAAGACUUUCCCAAGACACAACUGAGAGGUUGCUUAAGGCGAUGGGGGUGACGUCUCCAGACACAGAAAUUGUCUUGUCCGUCAGGUAUUACUGUCUGUUGGCCUGCAAACCCUAGCUGGUUGAGUUUGCAGGAGACCUAACAUCUUAACAGUUGGGCUUCUGUUUCAACACUCCUGAGAGGCCGAUGGAACAUCAUUUGUUGUGGGCAUGGAACUGUAAAUGUUACCUUUUUUCCAUUUUUUUUUUUUUUGUCAACAUAAAUCCACAAUUUCUAUUUGAGCUGGAUAUUCAUGAAAACAUUUGUAGCGUUGGCACUGCUCAUUCUGUUGAUGAAAUGAAUGUAAAUGGUUAUGUAAUUUGCUUUUGGCCACUUCUAAAGUUGCCCCCACCCCCC
This is a messenger RNA of Sardina pilchardus (European sardine), 1529 nucleotides long. RefSeq names its product putative methyltransferase DDB_G0268948. The transcript is spliced from 6 exons. The coding region runs from base 432 to 1250 and encodes 272 amino acids. NCBI's taxonomy places the organism in Eukaryota, Metazoa, Chordata, Actinopteri, Clupeiformes, Clupeidae. The record is from RefSeq and is a predicted model, not a curated record. Gene Ontology annotation, molecular function: S-adenosylmethionine-dependent methyltransferase activity.